CGCGCGAGUGUCUCGUGAUGCUCACCGGAAAUAAACUAACUGCAAGAGUUGCGAGACAAACGGAAAAUAAACAGCGAUAAAAUGAACUAAAACCAGAUUAAAACAUUAAAAAACAACUAAAGAAGAAAAGAAAACUCUAAAGGAGAGAAUUAUACAGCAGUCAGGAUUAAAGAUGUGUCGCUGUAGUUUAACAGAUAUCACUAAAUCAACUCUAUGAUUGACUGACAGAUACAGAUAUGUGGUGGUUUCAGGAAGGUUUGUGUGCUUUACCCGUGGCGUUGGUGGUGUGGACCUCUGCCACCUUCAUCUUUGCUUACAUCACAGCUGUUGUACUGCGACAUGUGGAUCCUCUGGUACCUUACAUCAGUGAUACAGGAAGUGUUGCUCCAGAGAGAUGCGUGUUUGGGAUCAUGCUGAACGUCUCUGCGUUUUUAGGUGUCGCUACGAUGUAUGUGCGAUAUAAGCAGCUUCAGGCCCUGAUUGAUAAUAGUGAAACUCGUCUGCAUCGUCUGAAUGGAGUGGGUUUUGUUCUGGGUUGUGGUAGCUGUUUUGGCAUGUGUGUAGUCGCAAACUUUCAGAAAACCACACUGUUCGUGAUGCAUCUGGUGGGCGCAGUGCUGACGUUUGGCGUCGGUGCUUUGUACAUCUUUGUCCAGACAAUACUGUCCUACUACAUGCAGCCACACUUUCAUAGUAAAACCAUGUUCUGGACCCGUCUGAGUGUGGGGAUUUGGACUUUAGCCAGUAUUAUCAGUAUGUUUGUGUCAUCUGUUAUCAUGUACAGCAUAUUAGCUGGAGUAGAAGUCAACAAGAAGUUACACUGGACCCCUGGAGAACUUGGUUACACACCUCACAUCAUCAGCACCAUCUCUGAAUGGUCUCUGGCUCUGUCCUUCGUCAGCUUCUUCCUCACGUACAUCAGAGACUUUAAGAAGAUCAAUCUGAGAGCCGAGGCGAAGCUUCACAGUGAUCAUCUGUACCCAACUCCCCGCGCGGCCACAGAGACGUCACCACUGCUGGCCGGCAGCAUCUGAGACUCUGAAGAUCCAGCAGAUGGCAGCAACGUUCAGGGUUUCUACAGAUACUUCACACUAACACACGUGUGGGAUAUACAGCAUUAUCAUGUUGCGUUUGUGACGGUUUAAUGGAUCUGAAUGGAAUUCUGAAUAUUCAUUACUUUCUUUUAUAUUACAAUGUUAAUACUUUUCUUUUUGUAGAUGAUAAACACACAUUGUUUAUAGUUAACGGAGAAAUGAAAGCCUAUAUUAUUGACCGGUCAUUACUGUAAUACAGAUGAUGUUAUUUUUAUUAAAGUGUUUAUAUUAUUCAUAUAAAGAUCUGUAUACAUGUUACAGUCAUCCUAAUGGCUCUAAAGCAUUUAAUUUCAUUUUCAUAAUAAAACAUCAUCUAUAAUAUUAUACUGAAUAUCACAGAUCUCUUUGAAUGACUUCAGUGUAUAUUUUAUUAAAUAAACAUUCAUUACAAAACAAAUAACAACAUAAAAAUAAAUUCCUUCAGCUUAUAACAUGAUGUCUGUAUGUGUUAAUAUAACAAAGAGUGUAACAGAUGAUAUCAGCUAACAAUAAACACAAGAUAUAUUCACAUCAUGAAACACGGUCACACAACAAAACCUCGAAUAAAUGUCUUUGUCUUC
Messenger RNA from Misgurnus anguillicaudatus (oriental weatherfish), 1654 nucleotides. RefSeq names its product DNA damage-regulated autophagy modulator protein 2. Lineage: Eukaryota; Metazoa; Chordata; Actinopteri; Cypriniformes; Cobitidae. The record is from RefSeq and is a predicted model, not a curated record. Gene Ontology annotation, biological process: regulation of autophagy; photoreceptor cell maintenance. Gene Ontology annotation, cellular component: lysosome.